Spodoptera exigua (beet armyworm) is the source of this 927-nucleotide messenger RNA. The record is from the annotation of a GenBank genome assembly. Lineage: Eukaryota; Metazoa; Arthropoda; Insecta; Lepidoptera; Noctuidae.
AUGGGCUCAGACUUUUUAAUGUUAAAUGGUUUUAAGGGUGACCUAUUUGGUGGGCUGAACGAUGGUCUACUGAGCAGGGCGGAGGCGUUGGCAGCGGUGGACAUCAGCAAGCACCAGUCGGGACCACAACCGGGGCCUCCACUUCCUCAGCUCAAACAUGACAUGGUCUACCAUCAUGGAGUAGGGGGCCCGUCACCACAUAACGCAAGACCACACCAGAUGGGUCACCAUGGCAUGGAGGGGCUGGAUAUGCUCGAUCCGCUCACAUCUUCAUCGAUGACCACCUUAGCGCCGAUGGGAGAAGCAGCGCCUCCUCACCACCAGCUGCACGGCUACGGAGCGAUGAACCAUGUUAUGAACCACCACCACCACGCCGGAGGACUUGCGCACGCGCCGCCCGCCCACCUUGGCCACCCGGCGGCGGCGCUACAUCCUGACACCGAUACAGACCCCCGCGAACUUGAGGCCUUCGCUGAAAGAUUUAAACAACGAAGAAUUAAACUAGGUGUCACGCAAGCAGAUGUCGGCAAAGCACUUGCAAACCUGAAACUUCCUGGCGUAGGAGCUCUGUCACAGAGCACAAUCUGCCGCUUCGAGAGCCUUACACUAAGUCACAACAACAUGAUAGCUUUGAAACCAAUCCUGCAAGCGUGGCUAGAAGAAGCAGAAGCGCAAGCCAAGAAUAAAAGACGGGACCCCGAUGCGCCGAGCGUGCUACCAGCUGGUGAAAAGAAACGUAAGAGAACUUCUAUCGCCGCACCGGAGAAGAGAAGUCUGGAGGCUUAUUUUGCGGUCCAGCCGCGGCCCUCCGGUGAGAAGAUAACUGCUAUUGCGGAGAAGCUGGACCUCAAGAAGAACGUAGUGAGAGUGUGGUUUUGCAACCAGCGGCAGAAACAAAAGCGGAUGAAAUUUGCAGCGCAGCACUGA